GAAUCACUAACUACAAAGUUAUAUUCAUUGACUGUCGAUUGUGUGCGUGGUGAAGGUAAAAUGAAGAGUGUUAUCGUAUUCACGGUUUUGACUAUUUGGGCAAAUGUAGAUUCUACGCCUUGCUUGUCUUCCCCAUCGCAAUGGUGUGAUUCUUUGGACUCAGCUAUCGAAUGCGGGGUUCUGAAGCAGUGCCUGGAAGCCAAUGCCACCAGGCCGAAAGCACUGGCGCAAUCUGUCCAAGUAGAGCUGUACUUUGAGAGUCUCUGCCCUGGAUGCAGACAAUUCCUCACCACUGUGCUUUUACCCACCUGGGUCUUGCUGCAGGAUAUUAUGAGUGUGACAUUGGUGCCCUUCGGAAAUGCACAAGAAUCCGGAAAAGAGAAACCGUAUACCUUCGUCUGUCAGCACGGUGAGGAAGAGUGUCUUGGUAACAUGAUUGAGACAUGCAUAAUGAAUACUACAGGAAGUCAGGCGUUGCAGAUCAUCUACUGUAUGGAAGCCUCUACUAAUGUGGUCAAAGCUGGUCCCAUGUGUGUGGAGCUCUAUAGCCCCCAAACCAAGUGGGACAGUAUCAUGGCCUGUGUUAAGGGAGCACAGGGCAAUGAGCUGAUGCAUCAGAAUGCCGUGAAGACUGGUUCCUUGAAGCCGGCCCACGAGUAUGUGCCGUGGGUUGUCAUCGAUGGGGUGCACACAGACGAGCUUCAGGAUAAAGCAAUGGCUUCACUCUUCACUCUGGUCUGCAGCAUGUACAAGGGACCCAAGCCUGAAGCCUGUGGUGCAGUCCCAAAGAAACGUCACAGAAGUUACUGUCAUAACGAGUGAAUCCUCUCUCGUCACUGCGUCACCAUACUGACAUUAUGCCUUCGUGUUUAAUGAGCAGAUAUGGAUGGUGACCAUGAAUAGUUAUGGUUACAAACUGUUACUCUGGAACCAAGAAAAGGGAUGCCAUGGGUUGUAUCAGGAAAUAAGAAAUUUCAUGAUAAAUAAGCCCUCUGAUAGCAAUACUUUUUUAUGGAGGGAUGAUGUUUAACUGGUCUUUUGUAACAGGAUGACAAAUAAAGCAAAGUAUUUGAGAAGAUC
This is a messenger RNA of Esox lucius (northern pike), 1080 nucleotides long. RefSeq names its product IFI30 lysosomal thiol reductase (gene ifi30a). The transcript is spliced from 7 exons. Gene Ontology annotation, molecular function: oxidoreductase activity, acting on a sulfur group of donors, disulfide as acceptor. The record is from RefSeq and is a predicted model, not a curated record. Gene Ontology annotation, cellular component: lysosome. The coding region runs from base 61 to 822 and encodes 253 amino acids. NCBI's taxonomy places the organism in Eukaryota, Metazoa, Chordata, Actinopteri, Esociformes, Esocidae.